Messenger RNA from Arabis nemorensis, 1392 nucleotides. The record is from the annotation of a GenBank genome assembly. Lineage: Eukaryota; Viridiplantae; Streptophyta; Magnoliopsida; Brassicales; Brassicaceae.
AUGAGAGACUAUAACAACAAUGAUCAUCCUUAUGAUGAUGUUUCAUCGCCUAAAGAAGCAACCAAAUCGAUUCGUAAAGUUUCGAUGUUGCCACUCGUUUUCUUGAUAUUCUACGAAGUCUCAGGAGGUCCUUUUGGUGCUGAAGGUAGUGUGAAUGCAGCAGGACCAUUCUUAGCUCUUUUAGGGUUUAUUAUCUUCCCUUUCAUUUGGUGUAUCCCCGAGGCGCUAAUCACCGCAGAAAUGAGCACAAUGUUUCCAAUCAAUGGAGGUUUUGUUGUUUGGGUCUCUUCUGCUUUAGGACCCUUUUGGGGUUUUCAAGUUGGUUGGAUGAAAUGGCUUUGCGGUGUUAUCGAUAACGCUUUGUAUCCCGUUCUUUUCCUUGAUUAUUUGAAAUCCGCUAUCCCGGCUUUAGCUAACGGUUUGCCUAGAGUUGCAUCCAUCUUGGUGUUGACUCUAUUGCUUACUUACUUGAAUUACAGAGGACUAACCAUUGUUGGCUGGACCGCGGUUUUUAUGGGAGUUUUCUCGAUGCUUCCGUUCGCUGUAAUGAGUCUAAUUUCGAUUCCUCAGCUCGAGCCUUCGAGGUGGCUUGUGAUGGAUAUAGGGAAUGUGGAUUGGAACUUGUAUCUAAACACUCUUUUCUGGAACUUAAACUAUUGGGAUUCGGUUAGCACACUAACCGGUGAAGUCUCAAACCCAAAACACACACUUCCAAAGGCGUUGUGUUACGCUGUGAUCUUCGUUGCGCUUUCGAACUUCCUCCCUCUUUUGUCGGGAACCGGGGCUAUACCGUUGAACCGUGAGCUAUGGACUGAUGGUUAUUUAGCCGAAGUUGCGCGAAUCAUCGGUGGAGGAUGGUUAAGAUUGUGGGUUCAAGUAGCUGCAGCUACAUCAAACAUGGGAAUGUUUAUAGCUGAAAUGAGUAGUGAUUCAUUUCAGCUUCUUGGAAUGGCUGAACUCGGUAUGCUUCCCGAGAUCUUUGCGAAACGAUCGGUUUACGGAACACCAUUAAUCGGGAUUCUGUUUUCGGCUUCGGGUGUUUUACUCUUGUCUGGAUUAAGCUUCCAAGAGAUUGUAGCUGCACAGAAUCUUCUUUACUGUGGUGGAAUGAUUUUGGAGUUUAUAGCUUUUGUUAGAAUGAGAAUGAUACAUCCGGAUGCGUCGAGACCGUACAAGAUUCCUGUUGGAACCAUUGGUUCGAUACUGAUCUGUGUUCCUCCGACCAUACUGAUAUGUUUCGUCGUUGUGCUCUCUACUCUUAAAGUGGCUAUAGUGAGCUUUGUGAUGAUGAUCUUUGGUUUCUUGAUGAAACCUUGUUUGAAUUACAUUGAUCGAAAGAAAUGGGUCAAAUUCUCAGUCAGUUCUGAUCUGCAAGAAUCUCUCAUACGUUAA